Molecule: messenger RNA, 934 nt
Organism: Cydia strobilella
Lineage: Eukaryota; Metazoa; Arthropoda; Insecta; Lepidoptera; Tortricidae
Gene: Lamtor3
Product: ragulator complex protein LAMTOR3 homolog
Exons: 3
Coding region: 89-466 (125 amino acids)
Biological process (GO): positive regulation of TOR signaling; cellular response to amino acid stimulus
Cellular component (GO): Ragulator complex
Source: RefSeq, a predicted model, not a curated record
AUCUCAGCUGUCAACCAACAAUCUCAACGCGAUACGAAACGAUUUUGUUUUAUUCUAUUCCAUAUUAAUUAAUCGUUAACGCCCCAUAAUGGUUGAUGAUUUGCGUAAAUAUUUGAACCAUUUACUGGAAAAAGUAAAUGGCUUACAUAGCAUAAUAAUAACGGACAGAGAUGGAGUCCCUCUGGUGCGGGCGGUGACUGAAAGGGCGCCGCAGCUUGCCCUGAGGCCUAAUUUCAUAUCAACGUUCGGUAUGGCGACUGAUCAGGCCAGCAAACUUGGCUUAGGAAGGAACAAGACUAUCAUAUCAAUGUAUUCCAGUUAUCAGGUGAUACAAAUGAACAAGCUGCCUCUAGUGAUAACUUUCAUUGGCAGCGACAACUGCAACACCGGACACAUCCUAUCUUUAGAGAGUCAGAUAGAACCGUUCCUGAAAGACCUGGCUGCUGUGGUGCAGGAUGCACCUUGAGAGUAACUAAAUGAGUUAACACAUAAACCAAGUCAGACCAAGCUAAUUCUGCACAGACUGCAGUGACAAGAGUGUAGCAUUUCCGCUAAAAAGAGACAUGGAAGGAGCAGUCCACACUGUCAUUUCAAUGUUAGUGCAGAAUUAGCUUAGGCAGACUUGCAUGGUAAAAUUAGUGGCAGUCCUAGAAUCAAUCAGUCUCAAAAAAAUGGCAUGUUUAUAACAUUCAAUACGUUAAACUUUCUUUAAAAAACAGUUAUUUUUGAGACUGACGAUUUUUGUGAUCUAUGAGUACCUAUGUAUAAAAAUCUUUGUAAAUAAUUGACACUAACAUAUUGUAUUCUAAAAUGUCUAUAUGUAAUUUAAUGCUUAUUUUUUACUCAGUGCCAAGUUGUGGCCAAAAGUAUAUAAUGAUUUUUAUCAAUUUUUAUAAUUCAAUUUAAACUGUUGUGAGACAUACUAACAUUAAAU